GGAUAAUGGAGUAAUAUUGUCUACCGUCCAUGAAAGAGGUCUACAAAAAAAAGGCGAUUUUUAUUGUUAUUUCCCCAGCCACCAAAUUAUUGAUAACAAAAGGUUUAGAUACGAGCUUUUUUUUGGAGAAACCUCAUAUGGACCUAACAGACCGAAUAAUGUCGCCCAUAUAGAAGAGAAUCGAAUUCGAUUAAUGAAACUGGGAAAUUGUUUUUUUAGUUCUUAUUUUAAAUAUAAACAUGAUUUUGACGAGAGAUCAUUUAACGGAGAAGUUAAUUUGUUUUUUCUACAAUCCCAUGGUUACAACUUAACAUUUUCAAUUAUGGAUUAUGAAUUUUAUCCCUUUUAUCGAGUCCGCAGUGUAGAAAAUGUUAUUUUACCAAUCGAAUCAGGACCAAACUUAUUAUGUGAAACGCAAAAUUUGUUUAAAGUAUUAUAUAAUUUUCAGCAGAGAUUAAAAGAGAUGGUCACACUUCUGGACAAAAUGGAUAAAACUGCCCAAUAUGAUGGGCCCAAAACCCCAAAUUCUAACUUCAAAGUUCAAAUAG
Messenger RNA from Racocetra fulgida, 548 nucleotides. The record is from the annotation of a GenBank genome assembly. NCBI's taxonomy places the organism in Eukaryota, Fungi, Glomeromycota, Glomeromycetes, Diversisporales, Gigasporaceae.